ACCGAGUAACGUCCUGUUGGACGUGCCACAAAUGUUCCCAUCUGCUUUUGACAGCUGAUGCUUAUUUCUCUUUGAUUUAAUAUGUAACACUUAUUAAAUGUCAUAAAUAUAUAUAGUUUUUACUAUAUAAUAAAGUAGUUAAACAUAGAAUGGCCGAGAAAAGUGAUAUUUCGAAGCAACAGAAAUCUGAAACCACUGAAGAGGUUACAAAAGAAGCUGACAUUAGUCGUUAUUUUGAAAAUGCAUCUCGCACAAUUUUUGACGAGAUUGUUUCACCUAAAAAAGAUUUCUUCGAUUUGCAAAGAGAUUCUGGAAGCAGAAUUCCAGACUUCGAAUUAUUACCAGAUCAUUCGAGCGAAUUUUUAAAAGGCACUUCGUUACUUGGUAACGACCGAGUUGAUCACAGUGGGGCAAACGAUAUGCAUAGAGAUACCUGGAUACCUUCUGAACAAACGCGAAAAGUGUUGCGAAAUAUCGCUACAUCCACCGCUGGAACUAAUCUUCUGGAUAGAGAUAACCUAACAAUGCCAGGUCUUGCAAUCCAAGGUGACAUGUCGAACUUAAUAAAGAAUGCUGCUGUGCGGUUCCUAGGAGAGGAUGAAAACUCAGCAAGAAAUGUACUUACUGCUUCUGAUGUAACACAAGAUGAACGAGGCUUGAGACAAUUGAUUCAAGUUGGUUGUUACAAAGCAGCCAUAAAUUUAACAGGAAGAUUGUUAGCAGUAUAUGCUCAAGGAUAUGGGAAAAUAAAUCAACCUAGUAAACACACCCCACAUUCUUUGCAACUGUGGUACACAAGACUUGCUCUGUUGACUAAACUGAAGCAGGUUGAUAUUUUAGAAAGUGAAUCAAAACCAUUCGGCAAUUUGGAUAAGCCAGACAUGUACUUCACAUUUUAUCCUGAACUUUAUGGUACCAGACCAGGUUCCAUGGCUUCUUUUUCUUUUAGACUGCUCUUAGCAGAAAUUCCACAGUACUGUGGUAAACCAAAACAAGCACUGGAUAAUCUUUAUAAGAUUUUAGCUACAGUGAAUCAGAUCAUAGCUAAUUUUACUGCUGGAUUUAACGGGGAUGGUUCAAAGGUUAAAAUCAAUCCAUCAGAGCAAGAGGAUGCUGUAAGAUUGUGGAAAGGCAGGAGAUCCAGAGUUUUAAUAUCUAUUACCAAUUGUGCAGUUAGCAUGAAGAACUAUAUAUUGGGUAUAGAGAUUUUAGAGAAAUUAUACAGCUCUGCAGAUUGGACACCUGAACAAAUGGAUGCAAUUAGAGCUAGUAUAGGUAGGAUACAUCUGUUUCUGGGGGAUAUUGCAGCAGCAGAGAAAUUUCUCAUCAAUCCACGAAAACAAGACAGUGAGUUAACUGUCAGAGAGCUGAUGGACAGAGGAUUAAUGGCAGUAGCUCAAAAUUCUUUUCCAGAAGCGUAUAAAUAUUUCCAAGCUGCAGAGGCAUUAGAUCCUUCAAACAUUGCCUUAGUUAAUAAUAUGGCUGUUUGCCUUUUAUACACGGGUCAAUUGAAAGCAGCGGUGCAUUUAUAUGAAAGUAUGAUUACAAGAAACCCUGUUAAAAGCUUACAAGAACCUAUAUUGUUGAAUAUAUGUACUUCAUACGAAUUGCAUACAACUCAUUGUAAACAGCCAAAGUUACAUUUAUUGAGCCAGUUAAAUAGGUAUAAAGGGGAUGCUGUAGAUAUACAGUGUUUGAAACUUCCUUUGAACUAAAAUUAUUUCGCUUGUGUACAGUAUAUAAUAGCUUGGAGAUGAAAUUUUUAAAUCUGUUAUUUAGUUAUGAAAAUAUUGCACUAAUGUAUAAAUUUUAUUAAAUAAAAAAUCAAUU
Osmia lignaria (orchard mason bee) is the source of this 1830-nucleotide messenger RNA. Its product is annotated as trafficking protein particle complex subunit 12. Lineage: Eukaryota; Metazoa; Arthropoda; Insecta; Hymenoptera; Megachilidae. The record is from RefSeq and is a predicted model, not a curated record. Gene Ontology annotation, cellular component: Golgi apparatus; TRAPP complex. Gene Ontology annotation, molecular function: protein binding.